Molecule: messenger RNA, 384 nt
Organism: Rangifer tarandus platyrhynchus (Svalbard reindeer)
Lineage: Eukaryota; Metazoa; Chordata; Mammalia; Artiodactyla; Cervidae
Source: the annotation of a GenBank genome assembly
AUGUCAGAUCUGCCUCACAGGGAGCUGAGAUGGGUUAGGAGGUGUGUGCACACUGCCAAACUCAGGAGUGGGGGCACUUCCUGUCCCCUUCACAUCCCAGCUCAGUGUGUGACCUUGGGAGCACCAUCACCCUGCAUCUCUGAAUGGCAGCCUCCCUUGGCAUCCUUCAGGCACCUGUCACAGGGCAGAUUACACAACAGCUGUGUAGACAAGCAGACGUGUAAUCCGCCAUCCAUCUGUUCAGGGUCGUCUGUCUGCCUCCCUCUUCUCUCAGCUAACUUCUGGUUGACAGAGAGCAAGGCCACAGUUGGAGCCCAGGGUGAGCUCACGGGCCUGCUCUGCAUCCAGGGCUGGGGGCUUCAUCACCCAGGCUGUGUGGAGUGA